Molecule: messenger RNA, 4078 nt
Organism: Uloborus diversus
Lineage: Eukaryota; Metazoa; Arthropoda; Arachnida; Araneae; Uloboridae
Gene: Vps50
Product: syndetin-like
Exons: 26
Coding region: 92-2950 (952 amino acids)
Biological process (GO): endocytic recycling; retrograde transport, endosome to Golgi
Cellular component (GO): EARP complex
Molecular function (GO): SNARE binding
Source: RefSeq, a predicted model, not a curated record
AAAACACCCUAUUAUGUAUCGGCAAACAAGGAAUCAUGCUUCGUUUAGAACUUAAUUUUUUUUCCAUGCAAAACAAGUUUUAUUAAGAAUCAUGGAAUUAACGAAAAAAAUCAAAUCUCUUGUAAACAUAAGACAACCUAGUCGAGCCUCCAUUGAUGUACCAGAAAGUGAAAGUUUUGAUGCACAGGAACAAAUAAUUAGCAGAGAUCAGGAGCCUCCUUUAAAGGCCUUAAACAACCCCCAAGUGGAAGAAGAAAUUUUGAACUCCAUUGAAGAUGUUUUCUUCUCAGAUGAGUCAUUUGAUUCAAGUGAAUACAAACUCAAAAAAUUUUCAGAAUCACCAGAUAUCAGUGAAAUUCAAACAGACAGAGUUCAAAUGGUAUCUCAGUUACACGUGGUUUCAAAGAAGUUAUCUGAUCUCAUUCUACAAAACCAGUCUGCUUUAGCGGAAGAACUGCAACGUGUGACGGAAAUGCAGAAGACUUUAGAAGAAGCAUAUAACACAUGUGUGAUGAGUAGAAGUUUACUUGCAAAGACAAAACAAAACUUUACAACUGCUAGUCUUGGGAUAUUGGCAAGCUAUCGCAAAAGAGAGCAGUUAAAAUGUCUGCUUCGAUCGUUAUACAUGAUAAAAACACUGCAAGAAACAGAUGUCAGAUUAAGAGAGCUCUUAGAAGAAGAAGAUUAUCCUGGUGCAAUCCAGUUGUGUCUUGAGUGCCAAAAAGCAGCCAGCACUUUUAAACAUUUUUCAUGCAUCAGUGAAUUAAGCUCCAAGUUACAAGAUACUCUAGAGAUGACAGAGGAACAGUUAGACGUUGCUUUGUCAAAAGUGUGCACAAAUUUCGAUCAAGUUCGUUAUGAGAAACUUCAAGAAGCCUAUGGUCUUCUUGGAAAGACUCAGACUGCUCUGGAUCAACUCUUGAUGCACUUUGCCAGUGCCAUACACAAUACUGCUUUCAGGAUAGUGUUGGAUUUUGUAGAGAAAUCUGGGAAUGAGAAAAGUUUUCCAAAACGACAGUACUUUGAUUUGUGCAAGUUAGUCAAUUCAGAUAAUUUUUCCGCGUGCUUGGCGGCAUUGUGUAAAGCAUUGUGGCAAAUCAUGCAAAGCUACUGGCAUAUUAUUGAAUGGCAUGAAAUUAAUGAUGAAUGCAUAAAAUCAGGAGAAAAAGAAAGUUCUACUGUUUCAACUGUGGAGUCGUCUUUCAAUCGGACUUACACCAAGCAAAAGCUGGAGCACGGAUUGUUAAGAAUUUGGCAAGAUGUUCAGCAGAAAGUUAAGGGAUAUCUUCUGGCAUCCGAUUUAUCUCCUUUCAAGUUUGAUGAAUUUAUUCAUAUUUUAGCUUUAAUUCAAAGACUCAUUGAUAUCGGUGAAGAUUUUUGUGGAAGUCGCUCGGAAGAUUUGCAGGAGUCAGUGCGAAAGCAAUCUGUUAAUUAUUUCAGGAAUUAUCAUAGAGGCUUCAUGGAAGAACUACGUACAUUCCUUGAACAUGAAAGUUGGGAAAUAUGCCCAGUUCAUUCUGCCUUUUCUGCAGUUCAUCUCCAGGAAUUCCGAUUUCUUACACGUUCCGUCGUGAAGCAUCAAUCAUUCUCAUCUCCAUCGGAAAAGCCAGAUAAGCCUUCUAGUCCCGGUCGCAGAGAAAGCUUCUUCAAGAGGCAAAACACAGAGUCCAAUAAUCCUUUUGAUGAAAAAUUUGAUGAUGAUGAAGGAGAAGAGAAUCUCUACUUUAAAGAGAAUGACGAACAGAACAGGACAAGUUAUGAUUCAGACAGUGACGAUUCUGAAAUUCCUGAUGAGCUUAAAAAAGAUUUUAUCGAGGAAAAUACAGAAGAUCUUCCACGUAAAAUUCAUUCCAAAUUAAAUAAGAAAGGAAGUGUUGGAGGAAGGAAAAAACAUGUUGCAAUUUUGACUAAUACAGCUUUGAAUGUACUUAGAUCAUUUGGUAAAUAUAUGCAAAUGAUGAGUGUUUUGAAGCCAAUAGCUUUUGAUGUCUUAAUUUGCAUGUCUCAGCUCUUUGACUAUUAUAUGUACUCGGUAUACAUCUUCUUUGCAAAAGAAAUGAGUGACCUAACUGAAAACACAUUGAGCAAUAAGUUAAGAACAUCACUGAAGCGCAUAAGAGAGAAUUUGAUGUGUGAAGAAGUAAUUGAAACAUUUGAUAACCGAAAUAAGGAUAAAAUCCCUCCUCCUAGUUUGUCUAGUGCAGUGAACUUGAGAAAAGUGGAAGAUUUGUAUGGUUUAGCUGAAAGAGUUGCAGCAGCAGAAUCAUUAGUAUUUUUAGCUGAGCAAUUUGAACUACUACAUCCUCAUCUAGAAAUACUCAUUCCGCCCACAAAACGAGCUUUUCUGCAACAAUUUUGCUCUCAGACUGUCAGUCAAGCUGCAGAACUGAGACGUCCCGUCUACAUGGCUGUUGCUGCAAAGACCAUCGACUACGAGCAAGUGGUGUUCCUCAUGGGGUCUGUCAAGUGGGACAUCAAUGAAAUCAUGUCUCAACACAGCAGCUAUGUUGACAUCUUGUUAAGAGAACUGCAAGUAUUCAGCAUGAGGCUGUCAGAGGUUUCAAAACGCAUUCCAGUUCCCAAGGAAGCUUACGACCUCUUGUGGGAGCACUGUAUAACUUUGGCCAAUCAUUCCUUUAUUGAAGGGUUUUCCCAAGCCAAGAAAUGCACAAAUGGCGGGAGGGCCCUGAUGCAGCUAGAUUACCAGCAAUUUCUCAGCAAGGUCCAACACUUGACCGACCUGAAGUCUCUGCCUGGAAAGGAGCUUGUUGAAAGUUACAUCAAAGCAUAUUACAUGCUGGAGCCCAAUUUAGAGCACUGGAUAUGCUCGCACCGGGAGUACACAAAUCGUCAACUCAUAGGGUUGGUGAACUGUAUUACACAACUAAAUAAAAAAGGAAGACAAAAACUAAUUAGCCAAAUAGAAGAGGGCGAUAAGUUGAAGAGGUGACCAAAGUAUAACCUUGACUUAUGUAAUAUAAACAUUUUGUGAUAUGCCAGUAACUGUGUAGUAUAAGUUAUAACAUAGUUUGAAGUAAAAGAAAAAAAUAAUAAUUGUGUAAUUAAUUCAUUGCAUAUUUUUCUAUUUUGUAAUAAUUGUAAAGAACUCAUCAUUAUAAGAUUUUACUCAUUAAAUUUGUAAGUAAAUUCAUUUUGUUGUGUUACAUACCGUCUUGAACUACUGAUAGGAUUUGUAAAAAUUAAUUUUUAUUCUAUUUAUUCAAGCGCAAAAGAAAAAUAUGAAGUCAAGAUAAAAACGUUUAGUACUUAGUAAAAAGUUUUAGAAUAGGUGCUGCUUGAUCAAUGGAAAAGUAUGCUGAAUAAAUUUUUGCAUAUUCUUUUCAUUAAAUUUAUUUUUCAUGACAUCAAAUAAAAAGCAUUGAUUUUUACACCUAGUAAUUAUUAUUUUAUAUUUUUUUAAAAAAUUAACAGCGUUUGUCCAUCUUUUCUGCUGUCAGAAAAGUUUAUGUGUGACUGUCUAGAUUAUCUUGCAUUAAGUUUCUGUUGUGCAUAACAAAACAGGUGAUUAUUAAGCUCAAUUGUUAAACUAGUUGAACUGCUUGCGGCUUGAAAUAAAUGUUUCAAGUUGUUAAAUUGAACAGAUUUUUUUUCUUUUUUGCAAUGUAGAAAAAUAUUUAUAGACAUUCGAACCUCGUCAGUUUGGUUUUUGGAUUACUCGACUUUCCAGGUAACUUGAGACAUAUGUUUUCCAUGUCAUCAUGCUGUUGUCUCCCAAGAAGUAGGAUAUAACUGGGGACUACUGUACAGAUCAAUAGAUAACAGAUUUAAAAACCCUUAACUGAAAAAAAUUCUGAAUUUAUUAAUUUAGAGAGGUAUUAUUCUUAUUUUGUUACUAGCUGCAUUGCCCGGCUUUGCAUGGUCUUCUAAAAUAAAAAUGAUGGCGAGUGACACAUGUUCAACAAUCAGGCUUCAAUUAGAAAGAAAAAAUACUAUAAAAUAUCCCGUCAAAAUAAUCAUUCUGAAAGAAAGAAAACGGCAAAUAAAAAAAUUCCCGAAUAAAUUAAACGCAACCCUCCAUAAAUACACCUAAAAUCCUGAAAAAAAGAAAGAAAAUAAA